AUGCCAUCGACACCACAGAGCACCGACAACGUCCAGGUCGCUGCCUCCAACCAGACUCUAAAUGCCUUCCUAGGCGGGCGUAGGCCGUCCUGGUAUCAGAACACCCAGAGCACGACUGGUCUGAAGCCAAGAAGAUCUACGAUCCGCCCAGCAUCUCAAUCGAAAGCAGCGGAGAAUCGUGUGCACAAAACCCCUGUUACGGAGAACGGGGACGGGGUCAAGGACGUGGCCCCAGACGACCAGAUAGCUUCGCAAACACACGACCAGCAACUGCCCACGGCUGCACCAAGAGCCGGCUCACUCCUCCCAUCGCCGGCUCUAACAAACGAACCAAGCCCGGCUCUUUCAACCCGUCAUGCGAGUCCAAGCGAACAGACGGGCAGCGAAUCAUUCCAGACUGAGGAUCGUAAUACAGAAGCUGAGCUGCGCGCACUCCAACAAUCGCCUGCCGCAAGCCAGCCAUCACCCGCUACGACAGAACCCCUCCAACCCGUUGAUGUUGGCAUGGUUCGUGUUGAGUAUGGCCUAAAGCCCCGGGUGAUCCAAGCGACUUCGGAGCCAGUUUCCUCUCAGGCCGGUUCGCCCACGGCACAGAGCGCUGGUCUUACUCCCGUUUUGACUACGUUGCCCGAUCCCCAAACACCUACAGCAACACCGACAGCAACACCGACAGCACCGGUCUUCGGCUCGACCGGCUCUGUUGCUCCAAGAACGAGAAAUGUUAGGCCGUCCUCGACCAGGAAAAGAGGCAGACCCUCUUCCACCUCUGCUGAUAAUCGAUCGCCUCAGCGGCCUCGCACAGGCAUGUCGCAUGAACAAGGAGUAAAUACAGACCUCGCUGGGCAGUGGCGGCAGUAUUGCCAGCAACUUGAUGACAGAAUCGCCGCUUCUGGUGGGUGGGCCAACCUGGGAAGUGGGAUUGAGUCACCCAGGUUCAAGUAUCUCCGAGAUGCUCUCGUAGCCGGCGAUGGCUUUUACGUGCUCCUCCACCAGUUGUUGUGUCUUUGGUCUCUGGACGCCAAUAGGGCGUACGGAGCAUUCCGAACCCUGGCCCGGACUACGGUUGACCACGGAUUCGGCUUUCUCAUGAACAUUCUUCGCCCCAAUUCACUCCUAGCUUACAAUUCCUUGGUAUGGUUUGCAGACUUCCCAAUACCCGUGUCUAGGGAUGGCCUGCUUGCAAUUCCUUCGUUGGCACCUCGUAUCGGUACUUUCCUGAAUGCAUUUGUCCAACGCUGGGACCCAAUGCUUUCUCAGGCAAGGGCACGGAAGUAUCCAUUGACAGCCUUCGAGCUGGGACCAACUCUGAAUUGCGAUUCGAGAAUCUUGCAAGGAACUUUCUUCACCGUUAGUCGGAGAGUUGUCGGUAUUCGGGAUUCCGUUGCUGGGCAGCUGAACGCUGUCUUUUGCAAAGACCAGGAAGAUGAAGCUCACCUAAGGGAAGCGGGGGCUCCAGCAGAUCUCCUUCAAAAAUACAGACAAGAUCGAGUUCACCAUUACUCAGAACUUGCUCGACAGGCUAAGCAAGCGGCAUACCAACCGGCGUGCCCCUUCAUAUCCUCCAAGCCCAACAGCAAGCGCUCGGCCAGCAUCCAAAUACCAACUCUCAGAUGA
Molecule: messenger RNA, 1614 nt
Organism: Clonostachys solani
Lineage: Eukaryota; Fungi; Ascomycota; Sordariomycetes; Hypocreales; Bionectriaceae
Source: the annotation of a GenBank genome assembly